This is a messenger RNA of Penaeus chinensis, 1001 nucleotides long. It is a transcript of the gene Pop4, whose product is annotated as ribonuclease P protein subunit p29-like. Gene Ontology annotation, molecular function: ribonuclease P RNA binding. The record is from RefSeq and is a predicted model, not a curated record. The coding region runs from base 169 to 921 and encodes 250 amino acids. Lineage: Eukaryota; Metazoa; Arthropoda; Malacostraca; Decapoda; Penaeidae. Gene Ontology annotation, cellular component: ribonuclease P complex; ribonuclease MRP complex. The transcript is spliced from 3 exons. Gene Ontology annotation, biological process: rRNA processing; tRNA 5'-leader removal.
CUGCACUCACGCCAUCUACUUUCCAGAUUCUGAACUAAAAUAAAACGUGCCCAGAAGAUGUUUUUCUUGAGAAUGUAAACAAACGAAAGAAAACUACGAGGACCGAGGUGAUUCUGUGGACUGGGCAAAACAUAAAUUAUCUGAAUAAAUAGCGGAAUAUAUUUGAAGAUGGAGAUUGGGUCUUCAAAAAUCUACCAUGAUUUACCCAAUGUCAUUUGUGAGCGUUCAUCAUCCUUGAUAGAUCUUCCAGCACAAAAGAAUGCUGAAGAUCUUUCCAAAAAAAAGGAAUUUAAAGACUUUGUACAGUCACUCCUCCCAGAAGGUGACAAGGAUGAGAUUGAUACACAGUUAAGAAAAGGGUUUUUACUGACACAGAAAAGGCAGAGAAAAAUUGCUAAGCAGGGAAAGAAAAAAGACAAUCAACUUCAUGGCAUACAACACCGUGGAAAGAAACGUUUGUCUGGCCGAGAAAAAAGAGAAUUAGGCCUACACAAAGUAAACAAGAACAAUAAGACUUUUGAAAUGUUUUUGCCCAUUAAUGAUAUGUGGAGAAGCUAUUCUAAAGAUCUCCUUGGGAUUGAACAUUAUAUAAAGAGUGGAUGGAAAGGAGGUUAUAAUGACAGUAGGACAGAAACUAUUCAAAACAAAUUAAGAAGAAUAGAGUAUUUUGGCUGCUUGGUGCGAGUAACCAAGUCACGUUGCUCAGAGUUUGUAGGCACCACAGGGAUUAUCAUUAAGGAAACAAAGAAUACUUUUGUAAUGAUCUCUCCAGAUGACAGAGUGAAAACUAUCCCAAAGCUGCACAGUGAGUUUAGCUUUGUAGUACAACAUAUUGGUUUUUCAAUAUCAGGGAACCAUCUUCAUCAAAGAUCAGUGGAAAGGGCAAAGAAUAACUUCAAGAAAUUACAACUAUGGUUGUAAUCAUUGCUAGUGUUGCUUUAUCAGAUCAUUUUAUAUUGCCAAAAACUUGUGGUAUUUCUGGAAUAAAGCUUGAAAUAUCA